Molecule: messenger RNA, 3916 nt
Organism: Nerophis lumbriciformis (worm pipefish)
Lineage: Eukaryota; Metazoa; Chordata; Actinopteri; Syngnathiformes; Syngnathidae
Gene: tdrd7a
Product: tudor domain containing 7 a
Source: RefSeq, a predicted model, not a curated record
GUGAACUACACUAUUAGUAGAGAACGUUCGUUCGUGAAGGCGGCGUGGACGGCAGCUUGAGAAGACACUGAUACAAAGUUACUGGCGGAAUUUUAGACUACAACAGGAUGUCAGACAGCGAGUCCGUCAAGAAAAUGUUGCGAUCGGUACUUCAGUCCAGCAAGCAGGGUGUGUAUGUCAGCAAACUGCAGUCAGAGUACCGCUCGCUGUGUGGAGAGACUAUCCCCCUGAAGAAACUGGGCUUUUCCGAUUUGGAAUGCUAUCUCAUGAGCAUUCCCUCUGUUGUGCGGCUGGACUACCAAAUAGGAGAGUUGAGAUGCUUUGCAGCAGUAUGUGAAGAAACGGCACAUAUUGCCGAGCUGGUAGCGCGGCAGAAAACUUCCAAGAAAUCGGGAAGCUCCCAAGUCGUUAACUGCAGGAUGAGACGCAAAGCUUCCAACCCUUACAUGCUUAAAGCAUCGCCUAUGUGUUCGCUGCGCCAGCCUUCAGUUGGUAAUACUUUCAGGCCAGCAAACCGCUAUCAACCCCACGGUGGCUUCAGAGGCUUCAGCGCCUCAGGAGAUAUCAGGCAAUUGGACAAUAACCAAAGGUGUACCCUACCUGUUGAGCACAGACAACCUUCGUCUCCGCAAAGUGUGAAACAGUGUGUAGUCCCUGACAGGACCAAUAAUCUUGAAAUGCCCCAGAAACCAAAAGAGAAUCCACCUGAACAAGUCCAAAGACUCAACUGUUUGGAGUCAUGCCAGUAUGAUGUGAAACUGGUGCAGAGAAGACUAAUGCAACUAUUGCAAAAGUACAACUCUGGGAUGUGGAAGUCCAAACUGCCAACAGUCUUCAGCAACAUGUUCAAUCAGCAGCUCCCUCCUCAGGCGCUCACACAUCUAGAAAAGUGGAAACACAUUUGUAUGGUAGAGCAAUCUUACAGCAACACAGGUGACUGCCUGAUUUACCCUCUAUUACCUUCCUCUGAUGCUCCUGGAAGCAGCUCCCGUGACUGCUCCACACGAACCUCUAUUAAGUUGAGCACUGUACCUAGAUCCACCUCCUUACAGGACUCGACAUUUGAGAAGUCUGCUGCCCCUCUUCCAAAGCUGCCUUUUCCUAAACUUAACGUUAUUUCCAAAGAGCUAUUAGCCAAGCCAGUACUGCCCACAGCUCCACAGCCUGCUAAUGGCCAUGUCACUUCUCAGGAAGCCGUUCAGAACAGUUUUGCAGUCACGUCCAUUAAUAGCAAAUUUGUAGCAAAUACUGUCAACCUUAGAAAAAAUUCUCACCCUUUAACUUCUACAUGUAACAUCUCUUCUAAAACUAACCUCCCUUCCCUAGCUCCCUCUCAUCAACCAAUUUCUGAAGCUUUACCGCCACAGAAAUACGCAUUUUCCUCUAGUUUUGAUUCUGGCACAUGUCUUCCCACGAAGUCCUCUGACGCCAUCAUGCCAGCUGAUGUGUGGGAAAAAGUAAAGGAACUUCUGUCUAAGUACAGCAGUGGGCUGUGGGUCCAUGCGUUGCCCAAACUUUACAUGGACACGUAUAAGACCCCAUUCCCUGAACAUCUUCUGGAUAAACUAUGUCUUCUGUGCACUGUGGAGUACCCUCUUGCAAAUGACAAGGAAAAAGCCAUUCUGUAUAAUUCCAUCAGAGGAGACAUGAAAGCAACUGAUGUUACAGACAGUAUGAAGGGCAGAUGCCACACGCAUCCCUCUGGUGUGGAGAUUGUGGGUCCUUUGGUUCCUCCCUGUCUCGUUCAUCCCUCAGCACAGUACCCCUCCGUACUGGUUACCGACGCCAAAAGCAGUAAUGCCGUCACCAUACGGUAUGUUGGUGAGGGCUAUUCCCUUGCACAGGAGGCCAUGGAAGAUGCUAUGCUUUCCUUUUAUAAACAAAGUCCGACUCUCCAGCCACUCUCCAACCCUGUUGUGGGUCAACUAAUAGCCGUUAAGGGGGAUGAUGGCAAUGAACUGGCCAGAGCGCAGGUCACGGAGGUCAUGGCCCUCAACAAGGUCAAGGUUUACUAUGUGGACUAUGGCUUUACUGUGGAGACGACAAGGGAACGUCUUCUGGAUCUGCAUCAGAACUUCCUUUUGCUUCCCUUCCAGGCCACACAUGUUAGGCUGGCAGGUUUGGAGGCGUUCAGUACCAAUUCCUCUGUGUUGACCUCACUGUGCAAGUGGGCAAUUGGAAAGAUUCUUCUGAUUGAAUUUGUAGGGACAUCUCCCCCGACUGACUUACCAGAGGCAUUGCUGUAUGACACUUCGCAGGAAGAUGACAUCAACAUAAACUUGAUCUGCCUUAAGGAUCUGCAAGAUGAAACCAUGAAUAACCCCUUAACUGUGAAUUGCACCUAUCCAGAUGUAUGUGUCACAAAUGUAUGUGCAGACGGGGAUGUCUUUUGCCAGUUGCCCUCCAGAGGAACUGAAAAGCUCAGCAAGUUGUUGGAAGACACAGAAGCCUUUUUUAUGUCCCAGAAGACAUCGGAGUACUUGGUUUCUAAACCUUUCAAUGGCAAGGCGUGUCUGAUCCGCUACCAAGAAAAGUGGUCCAGAGCAGAGAUCACCAAUCUUCAUGGCAACAGGGUAGUGGAAGUUUCCUUGGUGGAUCUGGGUGUCCCAGCAACUGUCGAGAUCACUGAACUGCGAGAAAUCCCCCCUCUUUUCAUUCAGGACUUCACUGUCAUUCCACCACUGGCGAUCAAAUGUCGUCUGGCUGACGUAACCAUUCCAGCAGGAGACUGGAGCCCAGAUGGUGUUUUAUGGUUGAAGAAUGCCAUCCUUGGUGUCACAGAUUGCAAAAUGAAGAUCUGUAAAUUAGAAGAGCACAAAGGGGAGAGAUUGGUCCACAUAUACCUCUUUGUGGGUGCUGGCAGUGAAGAAGUGAACAAGAGCAUUAACCAUCAGUUGACUCGGAUGUUGCAGAAACUCCCCAGCAAGAAAAAAUUCAUAGACACUGAUCUCAGUGCUUCAUUGAAGAGGCUGACUGUGAGCAGUCCAACUCCCCCGUGUCCUGGGCCAUGUGAAUCAUCCUUCCUGGAGACAAUUACAAUAACAAAACCCCCACCGCUAGAGCUCCCCCUGCCUGGUCAGAACCUCGAUGUGUACGUGCCAGUGGCGUGUCACCCGAGUUAUUUUGUAAUACAGCCAUGGCAGGACCUGCAUAAACUGGGGGUCCUGAUGGGAGAGAUGGUGCUUUACUAUAACCAGACUAUCAUACCCUCGACAGUCAUGCAGAUCAAGAAGGGAGAGAUAUACGCAGGCAAAAUACAAAAGAGUUGGCAUCGCGUGGUGGUGAAGGGGAUCUUGUCCAAUGGGUUGAUCUCCAUCUACGAGUUGGACUAUGGCAAACACGAACUCAUCCUCAGUUCCCUCCUCCAGCCCUUGAUUGAGGAAUUCCGACAGCUGCCUUUCCAGGCCGUCACCGCACGACUGGCAGGUGUGCCAAAGCGCCAGUGGUCAGAGGAGGCGUCCAUGGUCUUCAGAAAUCAUGUAGAGCAGCAGGCCCUUGUCGCCCAGAUCGAAAGUGUGCAGGACUCGUCAGAGGCCCAGGUUGAAUCUUGGGAGCGCAGUUUAACAGUUUAUUUAGUGGAUACAAAAAUGGACUCGAAGGAUAUUUGGAUCCACAGCCUAAUGGCUGACGUCUACUGUUAGCUGUCUCCUCGCUGGAGCACCAGGAAUGUUAUUGGCAUCACCUUUCAUCAGUUUGGUUUUGUGUUGCGUGAUGGGGGCUGUGGAUAUUUUCUAAGAUUUGUGUUUAUGGAAAACAUGUUGCAAGUGCAUUUAAAAAAAAAAAUCGUAAUAGUAUUAUUAGAUGUCAUUGCACUUGAUUUUCUUUAAUCAACAUUAAACAUUGUCCUAGCUCAGUGUGAGCAUUUUAAACAACCAGUAUACACAUUUGACACAUGACGUUAAACACGUUUUUAUGC